AUGUCUCUCAAGGCAUUAGACUACGAGUCACUGAAUGAAAACGUGAAGAAUUGUCAGUAUGCAGUCAGAGGUGAACUCUAUCUCCGUGCUUCUGAGCUUCAGAAAGAAGGCAAAAAGAUUAUUUUCACAAAUGUUGGAAACCCUCAUGCUUUAGGACAAAAGCCGCUGACAUUUCCUCGACAGGUGGUUGCUCUAUGCCAAGCACCGUUUCUGCUAGAUAACCCAAAUGUUGGGAUGAUAUUCCCUGCAGAUGCUAUUGCAAGAGCUAAGCAUUAUCUUUCCUUGACUUCUGGUGGUCUUGGUGCUUACAGUGACUCAAGAGGCCUUCCGGGAGUUCGGAAGGAAGUCGCUGAGUUCAUUGAACGGCGUGAUGGAUAUCCAAGUGACCCAGAACUCAUAUUUCUAACCGAUGGAGCUAGCAAAGGUGUGAUGCAAAUCUUGAAUUGUAUCAUACGCAAUCAGAAAGACGGGAUUCUGGUUCCAGUUCCACAGUAUCCACUCUACUCAGCUACCAUAUCUCUGUUAGGUGGCACUCUUGUUCCUUACUAUCUUGAAGAAACUGAAAAUUGGGGACUUGAUGUUAACAACCUUCGCCAGUCUGUUGCACAGGCCCGCUCUCGAGGAAUAACAGUAAGGGCAAUGGUGAUCAUUAACCCUGGAAACCCAACUGGCCAGUGUCUUAGCGAAGCUAACUUAAGAGAGAUAUUGCGGUUUUGUUGUGAUGAGAGAUUGGUUCUUCUUGGAGAUGAGGUGUAUCAGCAAAACAUAUACCAAGAUGAGCGUCCCUUUAUCAGUUCCAAGAAGGUUUUGAUGGAAAUGGGAGCACCGAUCAGCAAGGAAGUUCAGCUCAUAUCGUUCCAUACCGUUUCCAAAGGAUAUUGGGGCGAAUGUGGGCAACGAGGUGGUUACUUUGAGAUGACAAAUAUCCCUCCCAGGACCGUUGAGGAGAUAUACAAGGUUGCAUCUAUAGCUCUCAGUCCCAACGUCUCUGCGCAGAUAUUUAUGGGUUUAAUGGUUAGCCCACCAAAGCCAGAAGACAUAUCGUACGAUCAAUUCAUUCGUGAAAGCAAGGGAAUACUAGAAUCACUGAGAAGAAGAGCAAGGCUCAUGACUGAUGGAUUCAACAGCUGCAAAAACGUCGUCUGCAAUUUCACAGAAGGGGCAAUGUAUUCGUUUCCUCAAAUAAAGUUGCCACCGAAAGCGAUCCAAGCAGCUAAACAAGCUGGAAAAGUCCCUGAUGUUUUCUACUGCCUGAAGCUUUUAGAAGCCACAGGAAUCUCCACAGUUCCAGGCUCUGGAUUUGGACAGAAAGAAGGGGUGUUUCAUCUGAGGACAACGAUUCUGCCAGCAGAAGAAGAAAUGCCAGAGAUUAUGGAAAGUUUCAAGAAGUUCAACGAUGAGUUCAUGUCUCAGUACGCUGAUAACUUUGGUUACUCGAGAAUGUGA
Arabis nemorensis is the source of this 1446-nucleotide messenger RNA. Lineage: Eukaryota; Viridiplantae; Streptophyta; Magnoliopsida; Brassicales; Brassicaceae. The record is from the annotation of a GenBank genome assembly.